Molecule: messenger RNA, 1868 nt
Organism: Phacochoerus africanus (Common warthog)
Lineage: Eukaryota; Metazoa; Chordata; Mammalia; Artiodactyla; Suidae
Gene: DBX1
Product: developing brain homeobox 1
Exons: 4
Coding region: 294-1325 (343 amino acids)
Biological process (GO): cell differentiation in spinal cord; regulation of transcription by RNA polymerase II
Molecular function (GO): DNA-binding transcription factor activity, RNA polymerase II-specific; DNA binding
Source: RefSeq, a predicted model, not a curated record
CAAUCAGAGCGCCCAGAGCCUCCGGCGAAUGAAGCUCGAGUGGAGAACUUUGUUGAACUUCAUUGUCAGAGCUGUCACUUUUCAAAGCGCUUUAACGGGCGGGCCACUAUAAAACCAUCACCUCGACGGGAAGACCACGGAGGACUCGCAGACGCCCAAGUGGGAUCGUUACUUGAAGACGCUAGCUAAGCCCAAGAGAGAGGGCACAGUGGGGGCGGGAGGGGCGGGAAGCCAGGCAUUUACCCUCUGGCCACUGGAAGAAGGUUUUUUUUCCGCCCCGCCCCGCGCCUAACAUGAUGUUCCCCGGCCUCCUCGCGCCCCCCGCCGGGUACCCCAGCCUCUUGCGCCCCACGCCCACCUUAACGCUGCCCCAGUCCCUGCAGUCGGCAUUUUCCGGCCACUCGAGCUUUCUGGUGGAGGAUCUGAUCCGAAUCAGCCGACCCCCCGCCUAUCUGCCCCGCAGCGUGCCCACGGCCAGCAUGUCGCCCCCUAGGCAGGGGGCCCCUGCGGCUCUCACGGACUCCGGGGCCUCGGACCUAGGCUCCCCCGGUCCAGGCAGCCGGCGGGGCGGCGCAUCGCAGACCGCUGUCUCCCCUGCCAGCGAGCCCACGUUUCUGAAGUUUGGAGUGAACGCCAUCCUCUCCUCGGCGCCCAGAACCGAAACGUCCCCUGCCUUGCUCCAGAGUGUCCCUCCUAAGACCUUCGCCUUUCCCUACUUUGAAGGCUCCUUCCAGCCUUUCAUCAGAUCAUCUUAUUUCCCAGCGUCCUCCAGCGUCGUGCCCAUCCCGGGGACCUUCUCCUGGCCCCUGGCCGCCCGCGGCAAGCCUCGCAGGGGCAUGCUGCGUCGAGCCGUGUUCUCCGACGUUCAGCGCAAGGCGCUGGAGAAGAUGUUCCAGAAGCAGAAGUACAUCAGCAAGCCCGACCGCAAGAAGCUGGCGGCCAAGUUGGGCUUGAAAGACUCACAGGUGAAAAUCUGGUUCCAGAACCGACGCAUGAAGUGGCGGAACUCCAAAGAGCGAGAGCUCUUGUCUAGCGGGGGCUGCCGCGAGCAGACCCUUCCCACUAAACUCAAUCCGCACCCCGACCUCAGCGACGUGGGCCAGAAAGGUCCCGGGGACGACGAAGAGGACGACGAGGGCCGGGGCAGCCCCCGCCACCGCCUGGUCUAUCAUGCGUCCCCAGACCCUCGGCACCUGCGGGUCGAACGGCUCGAAGGGCCGCUGCCCCCCUCGCCCGCGCACUCUGGCAGCCCAGACAAACCUUCGGACUUCUCAGACUCGGAGGAGGAUGAGGAGGGCGAGGAGGAGGAGAUCACCGUAUCUUAGAAGCGAGCCCGCGCCCAGAGUGCUGAUUAUAUAAGUGCUUUGAAAUUGAAGAGGUGGGAUUCAGUGCCUGUUCACUUGGUCCUUGCUGCCCAGACGCUGCCCCACUCCCCGCCGUGGAAUUGUCACCUCGUUGAGGGCACUCCACCCCUUCCAUUGUCCCAAAUGACAGUCCCCACACCAUCUCCCAACAGCCCUCUUCACAAAAGUUAAAUUUAGGCCUUGGUCCCAGCCUUAACUUUUCCAGGAGGGUUCCUGUCGGCCUGGUUUAUUGCAAGCUAUUUUAAAUACAGUGGGAUGGUCACUUCCACACCUGGGUUUAGCUGUGAGCCAGGCCCUGCUGGUCUUCAGCAGCAACAGCCCUAUAAGAAACCCUUUAUGAGGUAGGAAACCAAGAUAGGAGUCACAGCAUCAAGCAUAUAACUUCGAGACCUCUAACUUUGUAGAUCCCUCCACUUCCCCAUCUUAGACAGCAAGGGCCUUCUACCCACUCCAGACUCUGGUAGCCCCAUCUUCCCAUAACAGUGCCCUUAGAAACCCCAAGAA